Molecule: messenger RNA, 2613 nt
Organism: Ostreobium quekettii
Lineage: Eukaryota; Viridiplantae; Chlorophyta; Ulvophyceae; Bryopsidales; Ostreobiaceae
Source: the annotation of a GenBank genome assembly
AUGGUCCCCCGAUGCUGUCGGGGGCACCUCGACGCCAAGCAGCAGCCACACGCCGCGGGCACGACAGCUGCCGCUUCCCUGGCCCUUUGUACAUCGGCUGGGGCACAGCGCAAGACACGUGAACAACCCGGAAACAACUCCGAACGAUCUUCCUGUGCGUGUCCUCUCCUCCCGUCCUCUCCUCUCGUCCCGGCCUCUAGUCCGCCUCCGCACUGGCCCCCAGCCGCUUCCUGCGCCAACGCCGCCGAACCCCAAGCGCCUGGACCUCCGGACGCCCGCCGGCGAUCUGGCAAUCGCGGGCCUGGCCCGCGCCGUGCCGCCGCAUCGCCGAUGGCCUGCGCAUCUUCGCGCAACAGGGGCUGUCAUGGUACUGAGAAGAUACGGUGGAAGCUUGCGGCAUGGGGCGUUCUGAUGGUGGCGCUGUCGGCGGCCGGCGACAGCGACAACCUGGGCAGGAGGAUCCGGGCCAACGAGGACAUUGUCCGGACGCUCCAGGAGGCGGCCACGGAGCUGUACGCGACGCGCGGCCAGGUCGUGCCGGGGUGCUCUUGCUCCGUGCACGCCUGCUCGAAUGAAUUCCCGCCCGGACGGGAGUGCUCCGACAAGCUGGGCCACUCCGAGGAGAUAUGCGGAGGAUGCGAGGAGAAAGGGAGGAUGCUUGACCUCCUGAAGUCGAUGGUCAGGACGCCGCCUGGGGAAGACCCUGAGAAACUGAGCCCAGAGGUGAUAGAGUCGAUAUGCACGUUUCAGCCUUUGGACAAGGAUUUUGUGGCGAAGGGCCCGGAUGGGAACUAUACGUGGACGUACAUUGGCACUACGACUGGUGUGCACAGAGUCUGGCCAGGACUGGCAAUUGUGAGGGGCCUCCCAGAUGAUGACCCCGAGCAACCGCUUGGGAGCUGCAGAAAAUUUGACCCUAGGGAGCGCCCGUGGUUCAACGCCGCCAGCAGCGGCCCCAAGGACGUCGUGAUCGUUCUGGACACUUCAACGAGCAUGGGCGAGACUCUUGGGUCAAGAGGAAAGACAAGGUGGGAGGUUACAAAGGACGCCACCUCGCGGCUGCUGGGCACUUUCGGCAUUUCGGACUUCGUGAGCAUCGUGACCUUCAAUUCCGAGGCGGAGGUUCUCGGAGGAAGAACGACUUUGGUCCGGGCGGACAAUGCCAACGUUGAAAUGCUUCGCAGGGAGAUUGGGAAUGUUGAGCUGACGGGAAAAACCAAUUUCAAGAAAGGUUUCCAAACUGCUUUUAAUGUCCUCAUCGAAUCCAGCAAGCUUGGAUCUGAAGUGGACGACCCUCCAACCUCGUCGUGCACAAGGGUGAUUCUGUUCCUCACGGACGGGGAGGACUGCUCGCUCCUUGAAGAGCAAUCUUGCAACGAUUCUGAAGACGCGAAAGAAGAGUCUGACGCAAACACAGUUGCUGACUUCAUACGAGAGAAACAAUCCGAGAUGGUGGAACUGGGCGGCGAAAGUGCUCACAUCUUCACGUUCUCCAUGACGUCCGACUCAGAUGAUAAGCUGGCGAAGAUGAUUGCCUGCGAGAACAACGGCUCUUGGGCGUCCAUCGAAGAGAAAGACGACCCACUGGUCAAGUUCCUGGAUUACACUAGAUUCCUGGCCUGGACGCGCCGAGGACUUGACGUCAUCUGGAGCAACUUCUACGUGGACGGCGCCGGCCUGGGAAACAUGACGACAGCAGUGAUGCCGGUGUACGCCCCUGAGACAUCAGACGGUAUCCCGGGCCUCCUCAUAGGCGUGGUUGGAAAAGACGUGCUGGUGUCAGAGCUGGAGGCAGACGACGCUGACUUCGAGGACGUUUUCAAAAGGCUGAUAGAGCUGUCGUCGUUUUGCAGGCCGCCGGAGGAGAGUGUUUGCCAACUUCAGGUACUGCGCGGAAAGGAAUCCCAGUGCCCAGACAUCAUUGAGCAGAGGCCAUGCUUCUACAUGGACAGCGAGAAGAAGUACUACACGACGGUGCCGGAAAACAAGCUGCCAUUUGAGGAGGCGGCCGAGGCAUGCAUCAAGCUUGGAGGUCAUCUGGCGGAGCCUAAGUCCGACGUGGCCCACGCUUUUUUGUCGAGCCUGGCAACGCGAGAGGGGUGCUGGAUAGGCCUUCGUCUCGGCAACUCUCCACCUUUCCGUUGGAGAUGGGAGGUUUCUGAGGAAGAGGCGGAACAGAUCCCAAGAACCGAUCCAGAGGGUUCUUCGUUUUGGGCAUCGCGGGCAAAGGGGGCAAACGAAUGCGCGGCAAUAGAUCGACGGGGCAGGAGAAAGAAUGUGUUCGACGUCUCCUGCAAGAAGGAAAUGGCCUUCGUCUGCGAAUUCGAAGCGACGAAGGCGCCAGAGCAAUGUUCUGGAAAUGAUACCGAGAGGGUCACCGAAGAUUUUGUCUCUAUGGUGCCUUCCAUAGACCUGUGCAGCGACUACGAAAGUGCGCGACUUGCAAGCACCAGCGUCAUAGAUAAGACCUUGGGCAUUGUUUCAGAGACGGCAGUGUGCCCCCUUGGAACCCCCGAGACAUCCACUGAGGAAGUUCAAUGCUGCUCUUGCAAAACAGCAGUUCCUAAGUCGUGCGGCGCAGGGGUUGACGACCCCCCUUGUGUUGAUGGAUAG